Malania oleifera is the source of this 3894-nucleotide messenger RNA. RefSeq lists its product as uncharacterized. The record is from RefSeq and is a predicted model, not a curated record. NCBI's taxonomy places the organism in Eukaryota, Viridiplantae, Streptophyta, Magnoliopsida, Santalales, Ximeniaceae. Bases 170 to 2947 code for a protein of 925 amino acids. The transcript has 3 exons.
AGAACCUCCCGCGUCAGUCAGUAUCAGCUCUCUCUCUCUCUCUCUCUCUCCAUUGAAGUUUUGACCUGUUUGGAAGCCGAGAAAAGGAAGAAGCUCCAGUUAAUUGAUCUUUGAAAUAUAACUGUUCGGCUUAGCCGAGGCUUUUAAUCAGUAUUGAGUAACAGGGGAAAUGGAUGGACUACAUAGAGAACUGGAUGAGAUUAAAGUGGAGAGGGAAAAGCUAAAGGCUGAAUACAUAGUGAAAGCAGAAAUUUGUGAGAGAUUGAGAAAAGCUCAUAGUGAGCAACUAGAUAAAUUUCGAAACGUAGAUUUGGUUAUAGAGAAACAGGCCAAAGAGCUAGGCGCCAAGUCAGAGGAGAUUUUUGAAAUGAGGAAAAAAUAUGAAGACCUCAAAUCUAGUCUCUGUGAAAAAGAGUCAUCUCUGAAGCAUCUGAUUUCUAUGAAUGAAAAACUCACAGUUGAUUGUAGUGAGAAGCUGCAAAAACUGGAAGGAGAAAACAGAGAGUUGGAGAAGAAGGUCCGUGCUAGUGAUCAGGAAAUUGAAGGUCUCAAAAGAUUCUUACUAAAUUCAGAAAGAAAGCAAUUAGAAGCAGGGGUGAAUGCUCAAGCAGCCGAAGAACUGACAUUGAGAGAUGGCAUUAUCAUUAAAUUGGAAGAGGAAAAUAGGGAAGUCCAAUAUCAGUUGAAAUGGAAAAAUGAACAGUUUAAACAUCUAGAAGAAGUGCUCAAAAUGGUUAAAGAUCAGUUCAGUUCAAGUAAGAAGGGGUGGGAAAGGGAAAAAUCAGCACUGCUUGAAGAGAUCUCAAUACUGCAGAAAAGCUUGAACUCUCAAAGCAGGAUCUCAGAAGGUUUGAAAACCCAAUUAAUGAUGUGCAACCAAGCCUUGUCUCAUGAGGAAAGCAGAAGGAAGCUUCUGGAAGUUCAAGUGUCUGAAUUUAGUUUGCAUUUUGAGAAUGUUUAUGUGGAGUAUCUGCCAGAAGCCAAAUCAAAGACUGAUUGCUUGACUAGUCAGAGGAAUGAAGAAAUUGCAAGUUUAAGGAAUUCAAUGGGAACAAAGGACACUUGUAUCAAAGAUAUGGAAUUCAGAAUUAUGCACCUUGAGCAAGUGAAUCAGGAAUUGCGGCGAUCUCUUAAAGAACUUAAAGAAGAAGUUCAGACUAACAAAGCUGGAGCUGAUUCUUCUCUGAUGAAGCUGCAUAACAAAUUUCAAUGUUUGGAGGAGGUGCACAACAACUGCUCUUUGAAUCUCAAAGCAACAGAAGCUGAAUGGAGUUUUCGGCUCAAACAAUUGGAGGAAGCUAUGAACUGCCAUAUUUCUGAGGUGAAGCAAAAAAGUAAACAAGUACAAGAACUCCAGAGUGAGUUGGAAAGUUGUCAUGCUUCAAUAGAGGUUCUAAAUGAAGAGAUCUCUUUAGUACUUGUGGUGUUGAAGUCUGAAUCUUCUGAGGCUUAUGCGAAGCUAUUAAAUGCCAAGGCUGAGGUAGAACUGCGCAACAAAGAGAAGAAGGCGACAAAUUUGCUUUUAACAAAGCAAUUAAAGAUGAAGAACAGCAAUUUAAAUGAAGCUCUUGUUGACCUUGUGCAGGAACCUCGGGAACUACCUCUGGCAGGAAAGAGAGUUCAGUCCUUUAAUUACAUAGAACAGCCGCAAAUGUUUCUGAAGGAAGACCCUCAGAGGCAUCAAAUAUUGCUUGAGGACUCAACAGGAUGUCAGCUUCACCUGAAAGAACCAAAUUUGGAACGUGCCCAGAUGAAAGAUAGAAGGGAUUUUUCUAAGGUUUUAGAAACAUCAAACAGUGAAUUACCUGAAAAAGCUCUUGGGAAAGCUGAAAUAGAGAUUGGAUUGCAGAAAUGCAAAUUAACCCCUGCAAGUGUUAAAGAUUCCCUCAAAGAAAAAGAGGAAAUCAUCAAACAAGUGGGGAUUUUCCGUCUUGCACAAGAGGAGAUUGUGAGAACCCUUGAGCAAGAGAAAGAGAACCUUAUUCACACUGGAAAAGAGCAUGAGAAGAAAAUUAGUGAUCUUGAGCAACAAAUUGUUUUCCUCGAAACUGCAAUUGCGGAAAAAGUGCAGUUAAUUGAAGUCGUUCAACGAGAGAAAGAGACUUAUCUCCAAAUUGCAGAAGAAAAGGAUGACACCAUAAAAGACCUUCAUAGAGAGAUUGAUAGGUUGAAGCAAGAAUCCAUGAGAAGGGAGCUACAUGCGGAUAAUAUUUUUGAUCCAGAGAAAGAAAAGCUUCUAGAUGUAAUAAAAGAUAAAGAACAGAGCAUAGUGCAUCUUCAGACACUGGUUACAUUACUGGAAAAGGACUUGACAAAUGCAGUAAUCUGUGCUUUUUCCGAAGUUACAGAGAAGCAGGUUGAGAUUAAAGUGCUUAGUGAUGCUUUGGAGAAGGUUGAGUAUGAGGCCAAUUUAGAGGUUCAAGAAAAGAACAAAAAAGUAGUUGAGUUGGAGAGGGAAGUCAAUGAUUUGGGUCAUAAACUGAAAUUUCAAAAGGAAUCCUUGUCACAUUCAAAACCACGUGCUGAGCAGCUUGAAGCAUCUCUGGAAACAAAUAUGUUGAAAACAAAGCAACUUGAGGAUCAAAUUGUGAAUGAACGGAGGCACUUGGAGGGCCUACUUAAGAAGCUUGAGCUUGAGAAAAGAGCGCUGAUUGAAGACAUUGCAAAGCUCAGAUCAGAAAGAGAUAAUAUGCUGUUUCAUGCGGAGAGUAUCUGUGACUGGAUUAGUGAUUUUUCCUGUGAUGAUGUUAAAAUGAUGGAAAUGUUAGAGAAAAUAUUAAAAAUUUCUGAGGAAGGGAAGGGGCUGACAGAUUUGGCGGACAGUGAUGGGCUCUGCGAUUCCACCAGAGAGGAUGCAAACAUAUCUUCUCCUGCAAGGAAGAAACUUGAAGAGAGUAGAGAAGAAAGAUGGCCACUGAAAGAGCUCAACCAUUACCAGCUUCAAUAAGGAGAAAUGAUUUUCUUCACUGAAGAGUGCAGUAAGGUGCGGAGCAGUCUCCUACUGGACACCUCCAGAAGGUUGUGUACAACUUCAAGAUGGACAUCUCUUCUUUGGUGAAGCCUGGGCCUGCGGCUUUGGAGGUGCUUAGAGACAAUAGGGGGCAUUUUCUCUGCAUUUUUUAUGAAGUCUACUGGGUGUGCAGAUUCUAAUGCGGCUGAACAUGGCUAUCCAACAAGAUUUUGAUACACUAGUUCCUCUCAGAGUAGGCAAGUUUAAACACAUCAUAGACAGUCACUCUUCCAGUGCUAUUUUAUGGGUGUCAAAAACAGAUGUCUACCAAGGAAAUUGAAAAGGACCCCCAAUUCAAUUUCAAAGGUGCAGCAAUUUAUUCCGAGAGUGGAGUUCAAACACAUUUUAAGGGAGAGCAAUCAUCUGGACACAAUUCAUGAAUUACUGCAUAAAGAUAGAAUAAAUGCAAAAGGAAGUGUUUCUCAUGCUAGCUCGUUCCCUCGUGACAAUUACAUAAUUGAAUAGUUGGGAACUCCAUUAUAUAAUUUACAAUUUAUAUUUCCCUAAAGCCAUUUUUGAAGAUACAGAUUUCACACAAGGAAUCCCGAGAAUGAUAGCAAACCGGUGUUCAAUACAGAAGAAUUCAACCGCCUAAUCCUAAAGCAAAGAACAGGAACAACAUCACUAAACGAGAAACCAAAUCAGCUGAAGAAGUAAGAGCAAAUUCAAUUCCAAAGCCGCGACCGAAAACCCUAAAACUAAGAAAGAAAUGCAGAAGAGAAGAAUGAAACCAGUAAAAAGGCCAGAGGGUGUAAUCGAGAUCGAAGACGACCAAUCGAGGCAGAACUUGGAAGAGCCCCAAUAUCUGCAGUGCGUCGUCCUUCACUUUUUCGUCCCCCAUCUCUCUCUCUCUCUCUCUCUCUCCGGUCCAAUUAUGUAAGAGG